GCUCAUCCCGAGCGAGACACAUCCACAAAGCUCAUUCGCACUUUGGACUCGGUACAAAACACACCACCCUGCUACUUGUUUUUCUCGGAUUUUCGAGAUACGUCGACGCUACCACCGGAUAUUUUAAUUGCGGUUCAUCGUCUUCCGCUCGCUGCGAAACAGUUGAACUUUUUGAUGGGAAUGAUCAGUAGGGUUCGGGCCCGCUUGCGGAGCUUGAGCGCUGUCAACUCGUGCAACGGCAAAGACGACGCGCGCCUUCGAGAUGAGCGAAAUGCGCAAAGUGUCUGUUUGCUCUCUGUGAUUCUGCUGCUUCCGUAUUUGGUCCGGAGCCACGCUUCCUCCCUGCUGGUCAGCACAGCGACCAAUUUAGUUUACUCGUGCCUCGUUCUACCCAUCGUCGUCUCGGCUCAUUACAAAUACCCCCUUAGCGGACUUGGAUCGGUUUUUGGAACCAUCAAAGAAUGCAUCAUGGCAGUCGCCAGCCCGUUUGUCUACAUUGUGCGCGGCAUGUACCGCCCAGUUGACCGUGCUGAGCAAGCGUACAUUAAAAUGACAAACAUUGCAGCUUUAAUGAGCCAGGUUCUAUUCUUCAUGCUGUGCGACCGCGUUCUCGUGGAAAAGCAGAGGGUCACCGCGUUGUACUCGGUCAUGUUCUACAAUGUGAUCGCCUACUGUGUCUCCUACCUGCACGAGUUGAUCGAAAAGGAAGACUGGUCGCCGUGGAUCAACAUCACCAAGACCUCCAACAUCCACCACUUGGCCAUGUCAACGACCAAAGUCGUCCUGGAGUGGACCAAAGCGGUCACCUUCAUCAUCACGGUCGUCUUCAUGUUGUUGCUGUUCGGAUUGGAACAGGGACUGCAGCACUAUCAGCCCACCGUCGUGUACACAAUUAUCACCUGGCUUUAUUACAUGGCGACAGAAAAGGUUUUCACAGAUUUGUUCCCUGGACUUCUGCUGCGACUGCAGAUUGAACGACUUGAUUCACUCGAGCUUCUGUACGCUCCUGUUAUCCUCAAAGCGUUUGCGGCCUCUAUGUCUUUUAUCAUGGCAAUUCCACUGCUUAUCUGGGGCCACUACAAAUUAUUUUUCGUCGCAAUGUACUUCAAUGUUUAUCUACGAUGCAGAGAAAUGUCAGAAAACUGUCUCAGGCCGCUUCUCAAGGAACGAAAUGUGCUCAAAAAAUUCAGGUCGGCCACCAAGGAAGAAAUUGGAGAGUGGGACGACGUUUGUGCAAUUUGUCUUAGCCCGAUCAAGAAGGCCAGGAUCACACCCUGCCACCACAUUUUCCACGGAGAUUGUUUGCGAAUGUGUCUGAAAUACUCCGACAACUGCGCGAUUUGUAAGAAAGAAAUCAGAUUCGACUGACAAAAAAGAAAAAACAUACAAAAGAGCUUAUCUCCUACUCAAUGACUCUGCAUUUAUGAUUUCAGCAGCUGUAAAUAUUGUCAUAUGUUCACAAAAUACACUUGUUGUUGUCUAUUUUUAUGUACGCUUGUAGUACCUAGGCUAAAAAAGUAUCUUGUGAUUUUUCCAUCGGCUUAUUAAUUUUAAAUGGUCAGUAUUGUAUAUAUUUAUAAAUUUUUCAAAAUUUGCUUUGCAAUCUAUCCCUGGAGUGAAUUAAUUGAUCAAAAGAUUAAAGAGCUUUCAAAACAAUAAAAUUAGUUGUAAUGAAA
Molecule: messenger RNA, 1676 nt
Organism: Neocloeon triangulifer
Lineage: Eukaryota; Metazoa; Arthropoda; Insecta; Ephemeroptera; Baetidae
Product: E3 ubiquitin-protein ligase RNF139-like
Exons: 7
Coding region: 175-1368 (397 amino acids)
Cellular component (GO): endomembrane system
Molecular function (GO): ubiquitin protein ligase activity
Source: RefSeq, a predicted model, not a curated record